Molecule: messenger RNA, 2935 nt
Organism: Tachysurus fulvidraco (yellow catfish)
Lineage: Eukaryota; Metazoa; Chordata; Actinopteri; Siluriformes; Bagridae
Gene: slc6a11b
Product: solute carrier family 6 member 11b
Exons: 15
Coding region: 362-2185 (607 amino acids)
Biological process (GO): sodium ion transmembrane transport
Cellular component (GO): membrane
Source: RefSeq, a predicted model, not a curated record
CACGGACUGCAGUGUGUGGCCAGAGUAAGUGUGAGCUAAAUGAGAGUGGUGGUGUUAAGGAGGAUGCGAGUCCCGUUCCCACAUGGCUCUUUUCCAACCAGAGACGUUUUGAGAUCAGACACAGGAACCGGAGCUGAGCAACAGCAAGAACAGCAAAUCCGUCCAUCUUUCUGCAACAAACACAGCUGAGAUCUACACACACCCCAUCUCCCACCACACAGAUUUAGACCUUUAUUCCUAUUUAUCCUUCUUUUAAUCUUGCAUAAGGGACUUGAAUUGAGCCUUUGGGGUUGAGACUGAUAACAGGUGAUCAGCCAAGAAAGGAUUUACUGCACGACUUUAUAUUGGCUGUUGGGAGGUGAUGACAGCCGACAAGCCCGUGCCCAUGGUGAACGGGAGGCACGCGGAAGACGCCGAGGCUCCGCACUCGAGCCCCGUGCAUGAGCGCGGCCAGUGGGGCAGCAAGUUGGAGUUCGUGCUCUCGGUGGCUGGAGAGAUCAUCGGGCUCGGCAACGUAUGGAGGUUCCCAUAUCUCUGCUACAAGAACGGAGGAGGUGCUUUCUUUGUGCCUUAUGUCAUCUUCUUCGUGUGCUGUGGUAUUCCUGUGUUCUUCCUGGAGACAGCGUUAGGCCAGUUUACCAGUGAAGGAGGAAUCACAUGCUGGAGGAAAGUCUGUCCACUUUUUGAGGGUAUUGGUUAUGCAACUCAGGUCAUCGAAGCGCAUCUGAACGUGUACUAUGUGGUUAUUUUGGCAUGGGCAAUCUUCUACCUGUUUAACUGCUUCACCACUGAGCUGCCCUGGGCCUCCUGCGGUCAUUACUGGAACACAGAAAACUGUGUGGAUUUCAACAAUGCCAGUGUGGCAAACCUCAGCAAUCCCUAUGCCACCUCACCAGUCAUUGAGUUUUGGGAGCGUCGAGUCCUCAGUAUAUCCGACGGAAUCGAGCAUGUUGGGAAGCUGCGCUGGGAACUCGCUCUGUGCCUUGCAGUGGCUUGGAUCAUAUGUUAUUUCUGCAUAUGGAAAGGUCCUAAAUCAACUGGAAAGGUAGUAUACGUCACUGCAACCUUCCCUUAUUUCAUGUUGGUGAUUCUGCUCAUUCGAGGGAUCACACUUCCUGGUGCAGCUGAUGGAAUCAAGUUCUACCUUUACCCUGACAUCUCCCGGCUCUCCGACCCCCAGGUGUGGGUGGAUGCUGGAACUCAGAUCUUUUUCUCGUAUGCCAUCUGUCUGGGAUGUCUGACUGCUCUUGGGAGCUAUAACAGUUAUAAUAACAACUGUUACAGGGACUGCAUCAUGCUAUGCUGCUUGAACAGUGGCACAAGUUUUGUGGCAGGGUUUGCCAUCUUCUCUGUGUUAGGUUUCAUGGCUUAUGAACAGAAUGUGCCGAUUGAAGCUGUGGCUGAAUCAGGACCAGGUCUGGCUUUUAUAGCAUAUCCAAAAGCAGUGACUAUGAUGCCAUGGUCUCCUCUCUGGGCAUGCCUCUUCUUUAUGAUGCUCAUCUUCCUUGGCCUGGACAGUCAAUUUGUGUGUGUAGAGAGUCUUGUGACUGCCGUGGUGGACAUGUACCCCAAAACCUUCAGAGUGGGAUACCGUCGAGAGCUCCUGAUCUUAGGGAUGUCUGUGGCGUCUUAUAUUUUGGGUCUAACGAUGUUGACAGAGGGUGGCAUGUAUGUGUUCCAGUUGUUUGAUUCCUAUGCUGCUAGUGGGAUGUGUUUGCUGUUUGUGGCCAUCUUUGAGUCCAUCUGCAUUGGCUGGGUCUACGGCGGUGACAGGUUUUAUUCGAACAUUGAGGACAUGAUUGGUUACAAGCCCAUAUUUUUCAUCAAAUGGUGCUGGAAGAUCCUUACCCCUGGAAUCUGUUCAGGAAUUUUUCUCUUCUUCUUGAUCAAGUACAAGCCCCUGAAAUACAACAAUGUGUACACGUAUCCAGACUGGGGUUAUGGCAUUGGAUGGACGAUGGCAAUGUCAUCGAUGAUCUGCAUCCCUCUGGGCAUUAUAGUCCAGAUCUGGAAAACAGAAGGAACCUUCAUGGAGAGAAUCAAGAAGCUGACCACCCCAAGCUCUGAUCUGAGGAUGAGAGGCAAUCUCAGUGCAAAGAGUCCCUACGCCAUCAACGAUGCUGAUGCUAAAAUGAGGGUGGAUGGCAAAAUCUCCACCAUUACAGAGAAGGAAACACAUUUCUAAACCUGUACCUACCAAGACACGGUUACACCCACCAAGACUGGAAAGGAAAAGAACUUAAAGCUUGCCUUGAUUUUUGGUGAAGAGAAGAUGAUUAUCGCAUACUUAGUCUUGCCCUUUUUGCACAAAUAAUUAACGCAUCCAUUAUGAGUUAACUUCAUGAUAAAAAAAAGUCUUAUAUUCAAAUUUAUCAAAAAUCUAGACUGUUAAAGGUGAUCUUGUACGUUUGUGACACUAGUGAUUACCGUACCUAGAGUGAAGCCAAGGUACAAAUGUGCUGUAAAGUAUUUCUGCAUUUUGUCUCUUGGCAAUGGCAUUAUUCUCUACAGAAUGUUCCUAAUGUUUAGAACAACCAUUUUAUGACCAUUCCAAAUGUUACAGGUAUGUUUGUAGAGGAUUCUUUAUUUGAUGGAGAAAAAUGAUGGUACAUUUGGUUGGCAUUAGCCUCCUCGCAGGGCGAGCAUGACUUAGCACACUUGGUGUUCAUGUCAUUUUACAUGGCACGGACUCAAUGCCACUUCAAAACGGUUAAACUGAGUUUAAUCCAUGGUGACAGACUCAACACAAUUCAUCAUUUACAUGCUUUCUGAGCUAAUUUCAGAUAGGCAGCUUGACUCUCUAACACUGUAGUGGGCACUUCACAUUCUCUCGGUGUAAUAAAAGCAGUCUCUUGACAAGCAGGAGGCCCAAGUGCAGCUGUUCAGGUUUUUUUGGUAAAGUAUGAAAUUGUGGCCAGUUUUUUUUUUUUUUUUU